Molecule: messenger RNA, 1949 nt
Organism: Schizophyllum commune H4-8
Lineage: Eukaryota; Fungi; Basidiomycota; Agaricomycetes; Agaricales; Schizophyllaceae
Product: alpha/beta-hydrolase
Exons: 12
Coding region: 240-1880 (546 amino acids)
Source: RefSeq, a predicted model, not a curated record
GCAUAGUCGUUUCGGAAUGGACACGGAACCAUGUCCUAGAUUUAGAACUUACGCGCGCCAGAGCACUGCCUGCCCCACUUGAAAAUCCGAGCGCGACGAAGGGCGAUUUGCUUCCCGAGGCGCACAUCCUUGGGAGGUAUAAGUAUCAGCAGGAAGAUGGAAGGAGACAACAUCAUCUACGCACCCUUCUCUUAUAAUCUGGACCUUCGAGUCGCUCUUUUGGUGCCCACUACACUACCAUGCAAUCCACUCUGCGGCUAUCCGCCCUCCUCGCGACGUGCGGUCUCGCGCUCAGCGCGUCGGUCGCCAUCAAUGGCACGACGCUCACAGGCUCUGAAGUGACAUCUCCGAGCGGGAAAUCCCUUGACUUUUUUGCGGGUAUACCCUACGCCGAGGCACCAGUCGGCGGGCUACGUUUCGCACCCCCCGUGUCGCACAUUCUCAACGAGUCGGCCUUCGACGCCACGAGCUUCGGUCCUGCGUGCCCCCAACCGACGGAUGGCGGUGUUCCUGUCGAGAAGCAAUCUGAGGACUGCCUGACCAUCAACAUCAUGCGGCCGACUGGUAUCUCUAGCGAUGCGGCCCUUCCUGUGUUGGUCUGGGUGUUCGGAGGAGGCUUUUACACAGGGUCUGCCCUGAGUUUUGACUCAAGCCCCGUGGUGGCGCAAAGCGUUGAACGCGGAACUCCCGUCAUUCUCGUCAGCUUCGGCUACCGCCUCGGCCCUCUUGGCUUCCCGCAGGGCGACGAGAUGGACGUAAGCGGUCUGCUCAACGUCGGCGCGCGCGACGCCCUUUUGGCCUUUGACUGGGUCAACCGCAACAUUGCAGCGUUCGGCGGAGAUGCGGGCAAGGUCACUGCAAUUGGCAGCAGCGCAGGCGCAAUUACCCUCCAGAUCCUCACCCUCACUAAUACCCUCGGUUCCUACAUUCGCGGCGCUGUCUACAUGUCUGGCUAUCCCGGCACCACGAUCCCGAAGCCCGCGUCGGCGAAUCAACCCUCCUGGGACUCGUUCUCCUCGCUCGUGGGAUGCGCGAACACGUCUAGCAGCGUUCUCGACUGCCUCCGCGGUGCCGAUUCGGAGGCUGUGAUGGACGCCGUCCGCGAGGUCGUGCCGAAUACGACGUUCAACUGGUGGCCGGCUCUCGAUGGCGCCGAUGGCCUGAUUCCUGACUUGCCAUUAAAUAUCUGGGCAGCCGGAGGAUAUACGCAAGUGCCCUCGAUUGCAGGCGCGCACUUGGAUGACGGUACUUGGUUCGCGCCGACCCAGAUCAGCAAUGAGGCGCUGCUCCGCCUGCUGCUCAAGACGCUACUGUCGCCGACCGUAGACUGCCACACGGACGACGAGCUGCAGAGCAUGAUCGACGAGAUACUUGCCCUGUACCCUGACAACCCCACCCUCGGCUCGCCGUAUAAUACUGGCAACGAGACCUUCGGCUUGAGCUCGACGUACAAGCGGGUCUCUGCUAUCUUGGGCGACGACAUGUUCCACUCGCAGCGCCGGCUCUUCCAGCAGACCUCGAGCAAGGCCGGCGUGCCGACGUACGGCUACCUCUUCGCGGACCCGCCGUCUGACGGCACGGAUCCCAGACUCGGUGUCUACCAUAGCCUCGACGUGCAGUACAUGUUCCACAACCUGACGAGCGCUGCGCCCGAGUCUUCCGUGCGCUUGAGUGAGCAGGUCAUAGACUAUUGGCUGUCCUUCGUCACGAGUUUGGACCCCAACGACGGGCUGGGCGUCGACCGCCCCCACUGGCCGGUGUACAGCGAGAACGAGACCAUCAUGCAGCUCAACGGCGCCAAUCUGACGGCGAUCCCGGACGACUAUCGCGAGGACCAGAUCACUUUGCUCAACGCAAACCCUGGUAUUCUACACCAUUAGUCGGCUAUCUAUGCCACAGACCAGAUGUUCUAUAUCUUUGAUGAUACGAAUGCUUCGUUGUACUCGAAC